AUGCGAGGGUGUCAGCCAGUGAGGACGGAGUCCGAGGAGCACCAGGCUGCGCGUCAGACAGCCCUGAUCUGCUGCAGUGAGCACGACAGUGUGAAAGUCCUUGAGAACAGAGCUAUUGAUUGGGCAAGUGUCGCCUAUGACUGCUCUGUGGCAAAGAAGAGGCGGGCUGAGGAGCAGGCUUUGGGUGUCCCCGUCAACAAAAGGAAGUCCCUGCUGAUGAAGCCCCGACACUACAGCCCGAGCAUGGACCGCAAAGGAGACCAGGAUGGCAGGACCAAAGAGGAGCAUCUCUUGGAACCCAGCAACACCUCUGCUGCAGAAGAAGUCGUGAUAAAACCUCCGGAUGACAACCUUCAUUCAAAUGUGCAGAAGUCCCAGCAGAAAGAAGACCGAUAUGCGCGCUAUCAAGAGCUUGUGGUCAAGUCUUUAAUGCACUUGGGAAAAUUCGAAAAGAAUGUGUGUGUUCAGACCAUAAAUGAGAAUUUAAACGACAGUGGCAUCCAGUCUUUAAAAGCGGAGAGUGACGACGCCGACGAGUGCUUUAUGAUCCACUCGGACGACGGCAGAGACAGAGCGGAUGACUCUCAGCCACCCUUCUGCUCCUCAGAGGACAGCGACAGCAGCUCCUCGGGCACAGAGAACGGGUGGGACAGUGGUUCCAACGAGUCCGAAGACGGCAAGCCCCACCGAGGCCCCAAGUACAUGCUAGCGGAUGAUAAAAAAGACCUUUUGGAGGUUCCUGAAAUAAAGACAGAAGAGGACAGAUUUGCUCCUUGUGAGGACGGGUGUGACUCCAACGCAGAGAGGAGGGACCCCCAGAAUGUCUGUGGGGAAGCCCUGGACGGCCGGGCUGAGCCUUCCUUCCCCGAGCUGGGGGAAGCUCCUGGGGAGAGCCCAGCUGCGGCGACCGCGGAGCCCGGGGACCUCGCGCAAGCCAAGGGCAACCUGAACCUGCUGGAGCAGGCCAUCGCGCUGCAGGCCGGGCGAGGGUGCCUUCUCCACAGCGCCUACAAGGAGCUGGACAGGCUCCUGCUAGAGCACCUGGCGGGGGAGAAGAGACAAACCAAAGUUAUUGACCUGGCUGCAAGACAAGUCUUGAGCAACAAACAUUCACCAAGGCCUGAAAAAAGGGAGACCAAGUGCCCCAUACCCGGGUGUGAUGGCACGGGGCAUGUGACCGGGCUCUACCCCCACCACCGCAGCCUUUCGGGGUGCCCUCACAAAGUGCGGGUUCCCCUGGAAAUUCUUGCGAUGCAUGAAAAUGUGCUCAAGUGUCCCACCCCGGGAUGCACAGGACGGGGACACGUGAACAGCAACCGCAACACCCACAGGAGCCUUUCUGGUUGUCCAAUUGCUGCUGCUGAAAAGCUGGCCAUGUCCCAAGAUAAAAAUCAGCUUGAUUCUUCGCACACCGGGCAGUGUCCCGACCAGGCACACAGGACAAGUUUGGUGAAGCAAAUCGAAUUCAGUUUCCGGUCACAAGCCAUCGCCUCUCCCAGAGCCACCGUGUCAAAAGAACAAGAAAAGUUCGGAAAAGUACCGUUUGACUAUGCCAGUUUUGAUGCCCAAGUUUUUGGCAAACGUCCUCUUGCACAAACAGGGCAAGGGCGAAAAACGCCACCGUUCCCUGAAUCAAAGCAUUUUUCACAUCCAGUGAAAUUUCCUAAUCGACUGCCUAGUGCAGGCGCCCACACGCAGAGCCCAAGCGGUGCCAGCUCUUAUGGCUACGGUCAAUGCAGUGAAGACACCCACAUAGCAGCAGCUGCUGCCAUCCUGAACCUUUCCACCCGCUGCAGGGAAGCCGCAGACAUCCUCUCCAACAAACCACAGAGUCUGCAUGCCAAGGGAGCCGAGAUAGAAGUGGAUGAAAAUGGCACAUUGGACUUAAGCAUGAAAAAAACCCGAAUCCUGGACAAGGCUGCACCCCUCAACCCCUCUCACUCUGCCAUCCCAACACCCUCCUCAUCGCCCUUCAACGCAAGCAGCAUUCUGGUCAAUGCGGCAUUCUAUCAAGCUCUCUGUGACCACGAGAGCUGGGAGACGCCUAUCAACUAUAGCAAGGCUCACGGGAAGCCAGAGGAAGAGAAAGAGAAAGACAUAGUAAACUCUCUAGAAAAUUUAGAGGAGAAAAAGUUUCCUGGAGAAGCCUCUAUACCAAGCCCUAAACCCAAGCUGCAUGCGAGAGAUCUCAAAAAAGAGCUGAUCACCUGCCCAACACCGGGAUGCGACGGCAGUGGCCACGUCACUGGGAACUACGCAUCUCACCGCAGUGUUUCCGGAUGUCCGCUAGCAGACAAGACUCUGAAGUCCCUCAUGGCUGCCAACUCUCAGGAGCUUAAGUGUCCAACCCCAGGCUGCGAUGGUUCAGGUCACGUGACCGGAAAUUACGCGUCCCACAGAAGCUUGUCAGGCUGCCCUCGUGCGAGGAAAGGCAGUGUUAAAAUGACCCCUACGAAGGAAGAAAAAGAAGACCCUGAGCUUAAAUGUCCUGUAAUAGGAUGCGAUGGCCAAGGUCACAUAUCAGGUAAAUACACGUCACACCGGACUGCUUCAGGAUGUCCCCUGGCCGCCAAGAGACAGAAGGAGAAUCCUCUCAAUGGGACUGCUCUCUCCUGGAAACUGAACAAGCAAGAACUGCCCCACUGUCCCCUGCCAGGCUGCAAUGGGCUGGGCCAUGUAAAUAAUGUUUUCGUCACGCACAGAAGCUUAUCUGGAUGUCCUCUCAAUGCACAAGCUAUCAAAAAGGGCAAGGUCUCUGAGGAACUAAUGACCAUCAAGCUCAAAGCCACCGGGGCCUCCCACAGUCCUGCGCGCGUUCUGUGUCUGGACGUCUUCUAUGUGGCACCAACUUCUUCAAAAGUCCACUGUGCUGGCACUCGGGCCGUGUGCCCUGGCCUGGGCCCAGCAGUGAUCCAGAGCUGCCCUUUGGCUAUCCGGCUAUCUGGGCUGCCCUCCAGCUCCCCGCUGAGCGUCCUCCGCAGGCUGUCCUGCGCUCGUGAGCAGUCCUCCUUGGCCGGCUCCCCUCCGAUCCUUCUGGUCCGGGAGCACUGCCUCCUUCCCACCGCCCCGUUGGCUCUCUGUGUCCUCUUGGGAUUGCUCGCCUUGCUGCGCGCUUGCCGCCUGACGCCUUCUCAGCUUCAGCGCUGCAGUAUCACGUCGAUGGAGAGCAGCCUGAAGACCAUCGAGGAGGAGAACAAGCUCAUCGAGCAGAGCAACGAGAGCCUGCUGCGGGAGCUGGCGGGCCUGAGCCAGGCGCUCAUCUCCAGCCUCGCCGACAUCCAGCUCCCGCAGAUGGGACCUAUCAGUGAGCAGAACUUCGAAGCAUAUGUAAAUACACUCACGGACAUGUACAGCAAUCUGGAACGGGACUAUUCCCCGGAAUGCAAAGCUCUACUGGAAAGUAUCAAACAGGCAGUGAAGGGUAUCCACGUGUAG
This is a messenger RNA of Octodon degus (degu), 3435 nucleotides long. It is a transcript of the gene St18, whose product is annotated as ST18, C2H2C-type zinc finger. The coding region runs from base 1 to 3435 and encodes 1144 amino acids. Gene Ontology annotation, cellular component: nucleus. The record is from RefSeq and is a predicted model, not a curated record. Gene Ontology annotation, biological process: regulation of transcription by RNA polymerase II. The transcript is spliced from 21 exons. NCBI's taxonomy places the organism in Eukaryota, Metazoa, Chordata, Mammalia, Rodentia, Octodontidae. Gene Ontology annotation, molecular function: DNA-binding transcription factor activity, RNA polymerase II-specific; RNA polymerase II cis-regulatory region sequence-specific DNA binding; zinc ion binding.